CGGGGAUGUAUUUGGAACAUUAUCUGGACAGUAUUGAAAACCUCCCCUUUGAACUGCAGAGGAACUUUCAGCUUAUGAGGGACCUGGACCAAAGAACAGAGGCCUUACAGAAGCACUAGAUACCGUCUGUGGCCUUCCUUGGACAUUGAGCAAGUUUGGCUGCAUUGAGGCAUUCACUUGGAGCCUGAGGCUACACUGCAGUGGUCAGACCUGAAGGCUGAAAUUGACAAGUUGGCCACUGAGUAUAUGAGUAGCGCCCGCAACCUGAGCUCCGAGGAAAAAUUGGCCCUUCUCAAACAGAUCCAGGAAGCCUAUGGCAAGUGCAAGGAAUUUGGUGACGACAAGGUGCAGCUUGCCAUGCAGACCUAUGAGAUGGUGGACAAACACAUUCGGCGACUAGACACAGACCUGGCCCGUUUUGAGGCUGACUUGAAGGAGAAACAGAUUGAGUCCAGUGACUAUGACAGCUCUUCCAGCAAAGGCAAAAAGAAAGGCCGGACUCAAAAGGAGAAGAAAGCUGCCCGUGCUCGUUCCAAAGGGAAAAACUCAGAUGAAGAAGCCCCCAAGGCUGCCCAGAAAAAGUUAAAACUCGUGCGCACAAGUCCUGAGUAUGGGAUGCCCUCAGUGACCUUUGGCAGUGUCCACCCCUCUGAUGUGUUGGAUAUGCCUGUGGAUCCCAACGAACCCACCUAUUGCCUUUGUCACCAGGUCUCCUAUGGAGAGAUGAUUGGCUGUGACAACCCUGAUUGUUCCAUCGAGUGGUUCCACUUUGCCUGUGUGGGGCUGACAACCAAGCCUCGGGGGAAGUGGUUUUGCCCACGCUGCUCCCAAGAACGGAAGAAGAAAUAGAUAAGGGCCUUGGAUUCCAACAGAGUUUCUUCCACAUCCCCUGACCUGGGCUAGUGGGGAGAGGAAUGCCUGUGCUGGGGCCAGGGGACUCAGGGGGAAGUGGAUGGUGCAGUCACCCCUUCUCCUCCCCCUCCCCACUCCUGGUGCUGAGGCUGCAUCCACACCCUGGUAGGGAGGGGUGCCGAAGCCAUAAUGGUAUGUGCUCUCAUUCAGCCCGCCCCCUUCAGAGGGAAGUGGUCUUGCCCACUGUCCUUUUGCCUCCAUGCUGAGGUUGGUGCUGUAUUUCUGAGGGAUGGUCCUCUGAACUCCCCUUGCUUUGUAUUUAAGGACUGGGGCAUGGGGGCACUCCCCCAGCCCUCCUAAUUCACUCCCCCGUGGGGGCACUAUGGUGUGAUAAACUUUCUUUGUUCUCUUCCUGCUUUUCCCAUGGGCUCCCCAACAUCAUCUGGGCUGUGGCCCUAGUUGAAGGGGUACCCCUUCCUCUGUGCCAAGAGGAUUCAAUUCAUCCUGGCCUUGUGAAUGGGAAAGGGGGCAAGGUGGAAUGCAGAUAACUCACAUGUAAAAGAAUUUGGGUAGGUGAAUAAAAGCUAUACAUGUUG
Messenger RNA from Equus quagga, 1448 nucleotides. RefSeq names its product inhibitor of growth family member 4 (gene ING4). The transcript is spliced from 9 exons. Bases 247 to 849 code for a protein of 200 amino acids. NCBI's taxonomy places the organism in Eukaryota, Metazoa, Chordata, Mammalia, Perissodactyla, Equidae. Gene Ontology annotation, biological process: regulation of DNA-templated transcription; positive regulation of apoptotic process. The record is from RefSeq and is a predicted model, not a curated record. Gene Ontology annotation, cellular component: nucleus.